Ruditapes philippinarum (Manila clam) is the source of this 776-nucleotide messenger RNA. RefSeq lists its product as uncharacterized. Lineage: Eukaryota; Metazoa; Mollusca; Bivalvia; Venerida; Veneridae. The record is from RefSeq and is a predicted model, not a curated record. The transcript has 3 exons. The coding region runs from base 186 to 695 and encodes 169 amino acids.
CGUUAUCUUUUCAUUCGAAAUCGAUUUGCCGUUCAGAACGGAUUAUAUAAUUACGCUGAAAAUAUAUUUUGCAUAAUUUAUUUAGUAAAUAACGUGGUGUUAAUGUUGGAAUAAGUUUUCAUGGGAUUUAGGUAAAUUAGAUAUUUAAACCACAAUAAGAUGACUUCAAUAUAUAGGUAACAAAAAUGGCAAAGAAGAGAAAGUUGGUGAAAUUAAGGGCCGUGGUUACAAUACUAACAACAUCUGUGAUAGUGACAAUGUUCGUCUUCAUACAUAGCAAGAUAGCAGACGACAUGAGACUACAUGAAUUACCAAGUCACGUGUUCGAUAACCAAGAUAUUCGUGGAACUCAAAGAGCAUUGCUUAGAUUUAAAUAUCGACGUAAAGCACUUCAAGACACCGUGUGGUUCAACAAUUCUUUAAAAAAAACAAAUAUAAAAUUUUCAAAUACAGAGGAUAUAGAUCGUGAACUAAUUGUUAUGAAACUUACAAACAAAAUCUUUAACACUGUAUCUGAAAGCACGCCGUCUGUCACAGAUGCGCCGACCAGACCAAUCACUACACAGUCCGAUACCACGCCCAUAAACACAGAUGCACCUACGCAACCAGUCACUACGGAAUCAAUAACCACGCCCAUCGUCACAGAACCUGGAGAAAAAGACGUGACAACGGAAGAACCAGAGCCCCACAAUUAGUUGUUUGACGUUUAAACAUUCAGUAUUAUAACUCUUAUAUGUCAAUUCACACGUUAUAUUAAAUAUUAGUAUAUCCUUUAA